Molecule: messenger RNA, 237 nt
Organism: Tilletiopsis washingtonensis
Lineage: Eukaryota; Fungi; Basidiomycota; Exobasidiomycetes; Entylomatales
Exons: 2
Coding region: 1-237 (78 amino acids)
Source: RefSeq, a predicted model, not a curated record
AUGGCACCCAGCAAGACCGACCUCAAGCGCCGCGCGCAGAAGAAGGCAGACCUCGAGGGCACUCGCGUCCCCACCACCAAGGGCGGCGUGCCGCUCAAGGCGCCCAAGGAGCAGAUCCAGUGCACGUCGUGCAAGGCCAUGCUCGAGAAGCGCCAGGUGCACCAGCUCAAGCUGCACCACGAGGCCAAGCACGACAAGCUGCCCUUUGCCCAGUGCUUCCCCGGCGUCGAGGCCUAG